GUUACAUUAAAUAUAGUAAAAAGACAAAUGAAGCAAAUAGUAGAGAGAUAAUACAAAAAAAAUGGCAGUAGCUAGUGUCAAUUGACUCCACUCCUCCCUUAUUGGGUCUGCCCAUUAUUGAUUGAUGCAUGGAAGUAAGAGUGUAAGACACCUAUAAAUUUCACAACAUAUUUUACUUCAAUUGGUGAGAUUAGAUCAGAGAAAUGGAUUCAAUGAGCUCAUCAUGUGGAGUGCUCUUCCUCUUCUUGGCACUAUACACUCUCCACUCACUCCUAAGAACCACCACAAAAACCAAGCACAAAAAGAAGCUCCCACCCGGGCCUUCCAUUUUUACCCUCAUCUCCAACCUCUCGGACCUGUUCCACAAGCCGCAACAGACACUGGCGAGGCUCGCGGAGGCGUACGGCCCCGUAAUGCGGGUGCAAAUUGCGGGCCGGGAGACGACCGUAAUCGUCUCCUCGCCCGACAUGGCGAGGGAGAUUCUCCACACCCACGACGCCCUGUUCUCCGACCGAUCCGUGCCCGACGUCACGACCGCGCACGACCACAACUUGUCCAGCCUGGUUUUCCUCCCGGUCUCGCCGCUCUGGCAAGACCUGAGGAAAAUCUGUCAUCAGAGGUUGUUCUCCAACAACACUCUUGACGGCAGCGAAAACCUCCGGCGCAAGAAGUUGCAAGACCUUCUCGGCGACAUGCACCAGAGCAGCCUCAAAGGUGAGGUGGUGGAUGUGGGAAGGGCGGCAUUCAAGGCCUGCAUCAACUUCCUGUCCUACACAUUCGUCUCCCAAGACUUCAUCGUCAGGUCGGCGGUGGAAGACGACGGCGAGUUCAAAGAUUUGGUGUCCACUCUCCUGAAAGCCACCGGAACGCCGAACGUGGUCGACUUUCUCCCGGUGCUGAAGAUUUUCGACCCGCAGGGCGUCCGGAGGCACACCGCCUCCUACCUCACCCGGUUCUUUCGGGUGCUGGACCGCCUCAUCGACGACCGGGUGAGGGAAAGACAAGGGGAAAGUUACUUGAGUAACAAUGAUAUGUUGGACACUUUGUUGGACAUUUCUCAAGAGGAUAUCAAGAGGAUGGAUAGGAAGAAGAUAAGACACUUGUUGCUGGAUCUACUGGUGGCGGGAACAGAUACAACAGCUUAUGGACUGGAAAAGGCACUGAGCGAGCUAGUCCACAACCCAGAGGUAAUGUCAAAAGCCAAGAGGGAAUUGGAGCGAACCAUCGGGUUGGGGAAGGCAAUGGAGGAAUCGGACAUCGGGCGCCUUCCGUACUUGGAAGCCGUUGUCAAGGAGAGCCUGCGGCUACACCCGCCCGCCCCACUCUUGCUCCCGCGGAGGGCCAAAACGGAUGUCCUAAUCUCUGGAGGGUACACUAUCCCUAAAGGCGCCCAAGUCCUCAUCAACGAGUGGGCCAUCGGGAGGAGCGGGACCACAUGGGAGGACGCGGGCUCGUUCCUGCCCGAGCGGUUUUUGGGGUCGGAGAUCGAUGUCAAGGGCAGGCAUUUCAAGCUGACCCCGUUCGGGAGCGGGCGGCGCAUCUGCCCGGGAUCCCCGCUCGCCGUCAGGAUGAUGCAUGUGAUGCUGGGGUCGUUGAUCAACUCUUUUGACUGGAGGCUUGAGGGCAAUAUGGACCCUAAGGACAUGGACUUUGACAAGCCCCUCAGAGCCAUUCCCAUUGCAGUGAAGUGCUAGUUACUUAACUACUGCAUGCAUGUUGUGUUAUUGUUCCUCAGGGGGGAUUGAAUUUGGUGCACUCAUUCUUAUGGCCGGAGAAUAAAUUAAUUAGUGUACUCUAUUAAUGGCUUUCAAUAGUAUUAGGAAAGCAAGUGUGUUUGUAUUAUUGCCUAUGUUUUUUAGUUGGUGUGAAUAUGGCCUAUUCAGUGAGGACCUAUCAAGUUAUUACGAAUGGAACUGAAGCUUGUUGUAAUAAAGAUUAGCCUUUUGUUAUUAGGGACCGACCAGCAGUUUCAUUGACAUGCGAUUCUUAUAAAAUUUAUAAUAAUUGGUCUCUAUAUAG
Molecule: messenger RNA, 2019 nt
Organism: Cuscuta campestris
Lineage: Eukaryota; Viridiplantae; Streptophyta; Magnoliopsida; Solanales; Convolvulaceae
Source: the annotation of a GenBank genome assembly